This is a messenger RNA of Oncorhynchus tshawytscha (Chinook salmon), 1992 nucleotides long. Its product is annotated as RNA-binding motif, single-stranded-interacting protein 2-like. Lineage: Eukaryota; Metazoa; Chordata; Actinopteri; Salmoniformes; Salmonidae. The record is from RefSeq and is a predicted model, not a curated record. The transcript is spliced from 13 exons. Bases 61 to 1272 code for a protein of 403 amino acids. Gene Ontology annotation, molecular function: poly(A) binding; mRNA 3'-UTR binding; poly(U) RNA binding. Gene Ontology annotation, cellular component: cytosol; nucleus; ribonucleoprotein complex.
AGCUGACUGCCUGCCUUGGCUGUGCUCUUCGCUCCAGACAUAGUGCUGCUGCUGAAAAAAAUGCUGCUCUCUGUGCCGCCGAGGACAGGAUUCAACCCAUACAACGGCUACACUAACAGAACCAGUAAAAAGCCGACGUAUGUGUCUUCCAGCCACCAGAUGGCUCUACCCAGCCCCAACCACACCACCACCAGCAGCAGCAGUAACGGCAGCCUCAGCGCAGAGCAGCUGAGCAAAACUAACCUCUACAUCCGCGGCCUCCACCCGGGAACCACAGACCAGGACCUGGUCAAACUGUGUCAGCCGUAUGGGAAAAUUAUGUCCACUAAAGCCAUCCUGGACAAGACCACCAACAAAUGCAAAGGCUAUGGCUUUGUUGACUUUGACAGUCCGUCCGCGGCACAGAAAGCAGUGACAGCAUUGAAAGCUGGUGGAGUCCAGGCUCAGAUGGCUAAGCAACAGGAGCAGGACCCCACUAACCUGUACAUCUCCAACCUGCCUGUGUCCAUGGAUGAGCAGGAGCUGGAGAAUAUACUGAAGCCCUUCAGUCAGGUCAUCUCUACACGCAUCCUCAGAGACGCCAACGGCACCAGCAGAGGAGUGGGCUUUGCCAGGAUGGAGUCAACAGAGAAAUGUGAGACUAUCAUUCAACAUUUCAAUGGCAAAUAUAUCAAGACUCCACCUGGAGUACCCGUGCCCUUGGAACCCCUGUUGUGUAAGUUUGCAGACGGAGGACAGAAGAAGAGACAGAGCCAGGGAAAGUACCUGCAGAAUGGCCGUCCCUGGACAACAGAUGGGGAAACGGGAGGAAUGACACUGACCUAUGACCCCACCACAGCCUUACAGAACGGGUUCUACUCAUCUCCCUACAGUAUGGCCCCUAACAGAAUGAUCGCUCAGACAUCCCUCGUCCCCUACAUGCACUCUCCUGUUAAUACCUACCAGAUCCACAGUCCACAGUCCUGGAUGCAUCAUCAUCAGUCGUACCUCAUGCAGCCCUCAGGCCAAGUCCUGACGCCAGGCAUGGACCAUACCAUGUCCAUCCAGCCAACCCCUAUGAUGGGGCCUCUCACACAGCAGCUCAGCCACCUCUCUAUGGGCAGCAGUGGCACGUAUAUGCCUGCAAACACACCUAUGCAAGGGACCUACAUCCCCCAGUACACCCAAGUGCCUCAGACCACUGUUUCAGUCGAGGAAAGUGUCAUCCAGCAACAGGUUUCCCUGGAGACUCCCACAGAACACACAGGUUACUCCUAUCAGCUUAGAAAGUGAAGAGGAGGGACAGGUGGGAUAUACUAGAGUCUAUUUCCUGGGCCACCUGCGGUCCUGUACAGCUCAGCGCAUAGUGACUCUGGACAGAAGCACCAGACAGUCACACAAUGGACAAAAGGAUAUUUCAAAAUCAGAGGUUAUGGUAAACUCUUGAAUACAGACGAAUGGAUACUGUGAAAACGAACAGAACAUGGGGCAUCUAUUUUGACCACAGAACAUGACACUAUAGUCGAAGAAAGAGAAACCACACACAGGAUUUUUUUUUUGUGCACAUAUUAACAAAUUAUUUUCCUAAAUAUUCUGGGGAGUCAGAAUGAAAUCAGGAUCAUAAAAGUUACAACAACAUGUGUUGUCGAUUAGCUGUACUUUUUUGUUGUAAAAUAUGCUGAUUUCGUUUUUCAUUUCAUCAUGUUAUUUGUAAGCUUUUUACCUGUAUUUUUUUGGUAUAGAUUCAAAAAGUCACUAAUCAAAGAUGUUUUUUUGUUCAUUUCACAAUGCCAUUGUUGUUUUUGUUCAUUUCACAAUGCCAUUGUUGUUUUUGUUCACUUCACAGUGUUUUUAUUGGUACAUUUUUGACGAGAGAAGGCUGAACCAACUGCUUAAGUUACUUAGUACCAGAUAUGACACCGUCUAUGAUCUAUCAACUCAGAUACCGUUUUUAGCACUUGGGUCCCUAGUUGAAAUUCUCACAAUAAUCCUCAGAAUCUAAAUAUAUAUUUA